Sus scrofa (pig) is the source of this 1393-nucleotide messenger RNA. It is a transcript of the gene C4H1orf56, whose product is annotated as chromosome 4 C1orf56 homolog. The record is from RefSeq and is a predicted model, not a curated record. Lineage: Eukaryota; Metazoa; Chordata; Mammalia; Artiodactyla; Suidae. Gene Ontology annotation, biological process: regulation of cell population proliferation.
AGAGAGCCGAAGGAGGGAGAGAAGGUGUGAGCCCCGGCCUCCCUCCCAGCCCCACACCGUCCAGCCCCAUGGUCCCCGCCGCCGACGCGCUGCUCUGGGCCCUGCUGCUGCUGAGUCUGGGGCCCCGGGCGGCGGCGGGGGCCCAAGGCCUGACCUCGACCGCGACGCAGAGGGACAGUUUCCGCUUUGGAGGCCCUCUGACCCGCACCUACCGGACCACCGCCCGGAGCCGUAUACCCCCGAGGGUAAGGGUGACGAUGGAGGAUGAGGACGACGUCGUGGCCGUGGCCGACCGCCUGGCAGGCCCGGCCGCUGCCGAGCUCCUGGCCUCCACCGUGUCCACAGGUGGCCAGUCGCGUUUGUCGGCAGAAGAGGAUGGGUCUUUGGAAGAAGGGGUUGUGAUUUACGCCAGAAGGAAUGACACCAGCCUGGAGACUCCCAUUACGACUUCCAAUACAGCUGGGGGGCCAACCCCAAUAUUUACAGCCAACGGCCAGGAUCCUGAAAUCAAAAUGAGUUCAAGCCCAUUGCCUUCCACCUGGAAGGCCGCCGCGGACCUGUCGGCCUCCGACAAUACGCUGAACCAGUGGUCAAGAGCAGGGUCCACCCGCAACCGGUGGCCACCACCCUCACCUACAGCCAUGCCAGCUCCUGAGGAUCUGCAACUGGUGCUGAUGCCCUGGGGCCCGUGGCACUGCCACUGCAAGUCCGGAACUAUGAGCCGAACCCGGGCUGGAAAACUACAUGGCCUUUCUGGGCGCUUGCGAGUUGGGGCACUGAGCCAACUCCGCACUGAGCACCGGCCCUGCACCUACCACCAAUGCCCCUGCAACCGCGAUCGGGAGGAGUGCCCCCUGGACAAAGGUCUCUGCCCUGACACCAGCUGCACCACCACUCAGACCACAACCAGAGCCACCACCACUACUACCUUUCCCCCUCUUGUCCCCAGACUCAGACCAACCCCUUUCCCCAGUCCCGGUCCCAGCCCAGCCCUUGCUUUUUGGAAACGGGUCAGGAUUGGGUUGGAGGAUAUUUGGAACAGCCUGUCUUCAGUGUUCACAGAGAUGCAACCAAUAAACAGAAAUCAGAGGUAGUGGCCACUUCAUCUGCAAGAGGAGAUGUCAGCAUUUCAACCACUCCUCUUUCAAUCCCAGCACCCACUGGAUAUUUUUAGUACAGAAAAACAAUACUAGGAAAAAAAUUUUGUUUGGUGUUGUGUCUUUUUCAGAGGUACCUGAGGGGGCAGACACUGUGUUUUGAAUCUUAAAACUGAACAACGUAGCCAGCAGCAUCUGGCUUGGUGCUUCCCUGUCCCCCAGGAUAAAAAUGUUCAUAUUGUUCAUCAUCCUCAUUUCCAAAGUUGUUUUUAAAUAAAUACUUCUUUAAAGACUUG